AGACAGCUGACAGAUAGUGUGUCUCAGCUGAAGACAAACUCUUGCUGUGUCUCACCGUCCGACCGACAACAUCGUGCAACAUGGACAACGCUGACAACCUGUUUCAUCCCAGCCUGGCAGCGGCUCUCAUGAAGCUCGAUCCAGAAGACGGCGAGCAGAUCAUGGAGUAUUUUAAAACUCACGCGCUGCUGACGAGAGAAAAAGCACUGCUGCAGGCGUCAGUCAGAGAUCAGAAGAAGCUGCUGGUCGAAAACGGUAAACUGAAGAAAGACAUCGAGCAGCUGAGAGCUCAGCUGCAGGAGAAACAGAGGAGACGCACCGCCAAGGCUUUAUUCUCCCCGGCCCCGCCUCCUCCGACUGUUAGCCCCGCCCCCACAACACCUGUCGAUCAACCUCCAUCCCCUGCUGGAGCAACAGCUGCUGUUCCUUCAAAUGCCCCUCCCCCCUCCUCACAUGACCACAGAGACAGGCACAGCAGGAGGAGGAGAGGAGACAGGAAAGCUCGUCCGUCCUCUGACUCCUUCUCGUUGGAGGUGAGGCCUCGUGUCGAUGUGUCGAGACUGGACCUGCGGGUUGGACGGAUCCUCAGCGUCCGCCAGCACCCGCUGACAGACGCCAUGUCCGUCCAGGAAGUGGACGUGGGAGAGAACGCACCCCGCACGGUCGUCAGCAAACUGGGAGUGAAAACGAACCAAGAGGAGCUUCAGGGCAGUCUAGCUGUGUUGCUAUGCAACGUCAAGGCCUGUAAACUGAGGGGCGUGGUCUCCCAGGCCCGCCUCCUCUGUUGCUCUACCUCUGAUGACCACACUGAGCUGCUGACUCCGCCCACUGGCUCCACCCCCGGAGACAGAGUCACCUUCCUCAACUUCCCCGGUGACCCGGACAGAGAGCUGCAGUCCAAACAGAGGGUGUGGGAGCUUCUCCAGCCCGACCUGCAGGUCGACUCUAAGGGUGUGGCCAACUAUAAGGGCUGCGGGUUCGAGGUGAAGGGGAAGGGGCUGUGCAGAGCGCCCUCCCUCACCAACUGCACCAUCAGAUAGACGCCACGAGGGGCGACAUCAUCGAGGACAAGACAUGCUGCAGACGUGAUGGUCACCAGAGUGCUUUUAUUGUGAAAAACCGGCUCAGCUGUGGCAAAGCGACAACAAAAAUCAGCUGCUGACGAUCAAUCGCCAGCUGGUGCGGUUAGCUUAUGAAAGAGAAAUUCAUUUUCCUUUAAUCACUGUUUAUUGAUUAAAAAUCUGAAACCACA
Messenger RNA from Epinephelus lanceolatus (giant grouper), 1252 nucleotides. RefSeq names its product aminoacyl tRNA synthase complex-interacting multifunctional protein 1. The record is from RefSeq and is a predicted model, not a curated record. NCBI's taxonomy places the organism in Eukaryota, Metazoa, Chordata, Actinopteri, Perciformes, Serranidae. Gene Ontology annotation, molecular function: tRNA binding.